CACACACACACACACACACACACACACACACACACACACACACACAUUCACAUUCACAUUCACUUUCUCUUAUCCUCUAUAGAACAAUCUCCCAAACAACCGUGUACAGUGCAGAAACAUGCUGAAGAUGGUAACAUAGCAACCCACACACACACACACACACACACACACACCCACACAAACACACAAUAUCAUGCACAUUUAAUUACAGCAGGGGACUAAAACAGCCCAAAACCUACAUGCAGCUUGCACCGAGUUUUAUGUUUUAAAACAACAAACACAGGCUUUCUGUAUUAGUUUUUGCUUUAAUGCAACUGUAAUUAAUAAUUACAUCACAUCAACCUUGUUCUUACAUUUCAAUUAAUAAAUACAUCAGAUCAACCUUGUUCUAACAUUUGAGGGGGAGGAGGUGGGGGCUUCAGAACCCACUAUACAGAAGUACACACAGCAUGACAGUUUUACUUUAGUUGUCCUAGUUAGGGGAUUUUGAACAUAUCUGGUCCAAUACAUAUUUUUGCAUUCUCUACAGUAGGUCAUCCAAUCGCAAGAUGAUAAAUGAUAAAUCGUCUUUGGUAUAAUCCUACAGAUUAUAAAGUUGUUGUUCUUCUGAAAAAAAAAAUAUAUGUGUAUAUAUUCUUCUUUUUUUUUUAGAAGUGUGUGAAUAAUUCCCAAACUGCUUAGAGAUCACUACUGUUUUAAGGUCACUAUUGUUAACUAUUAGUUAACUAUAGGUACUAUUGUUCAGACCAGCCGGGGCAUAUUACAUUUAAUAUAAUUUCUGAGAAUUUUUUAACUGUUGAGGAGAAUCCAUAUAAAAUUCUUGAAGCUUUGAUAUCUAAAAUUCAAAACUGUCUGCAACUGAUCAGGUAAUCUCUAUUAUUCAAAAGAUCUUGAAUGUCACCGGUGUAAGUGUUCAGCUGUGUGUGUGCGGUUGUUAAGCAUGCAAUGCACGCUGUUCCUAAAAACGAUCCACUGCUCAGACCUGUUUUUCCAAGCACUGUUGAACGAGCUGGAGGUCAGCAGCUGAGUCUGAUUAGAUGACAUCAGAGAGGCACAUUAGUGCCGUGGACCCUUUUUACGUCAAAUUCAUAUUGUCACAGUGUGACUGUUUGGCAAGACAUUGACAACCAAACUGUAAAACACAAAAUGAAACCACGCAAAGAAAAGUAAUGUGUGAGUGUAAAAGUAUCAUUUGUAACCAAGACCCAAUACAAAUUAUACAAACAUGCUACAAAUUAUGAAAAUAUUUCCAGAAAGAUGUUGAUGUUUUUGUAACUGUCGCAUAGCAUUGUGGUUACAUACACAACAAUACAUAAUACUAAGCUCUCACACGAGGGGUUGGGCUGGAUUCAGUGAGCUAGGCACGAUCAGUUUCACUUUCAUUUCCCCAGAAAUGAAGAACCUAUGACAACGCUCCUGAAACCAUGAAAGCAGAAACCUCAUUGGCUGAGCUGACAACAAGGCAAAAAAAAAAGACUGAACAAACCCAGCCUAGUCAUACUACUGUGAAAAAGGAGUGCUGGAAUUUAGAGCACAACUUGAAACCGAGCCUUACACAUAGAAGACAACAUUGUGAGGGUGCACACUUCAGUAUCCAUCCAAAAGGUUGGCCCAUAGACUACUCCAGCUUUGGAUGAAGUAUGGCAUCUGUAUAUAUUAUCAAUACUGGCAACACGCUGAACAUCCAUACAGCCUUCAAGACACUUCUCCCUAGGAGUUUGUGCAAAGAUGUGUCUAAGGUCGAGGACUGUGAUGUCAUCCUCGCUUUCUGUCCAGUCAUCUCUCGAGUUGGAACUGACAUUGAGGCAGCGCUACAGGACAUUCCAGGUACGGGUAACGCAGACAGGUGGCCAGACAACACCGCAUUAAACACCGGCCCUUCCUCUGGGCGCUCGUCAUUCACCUUUUCCACCUUUUUUUUCUCCACAGAGGGCAAACCUUUAGUGUUAGUGGUGCUUCACCAAACAUUUGACAGCAACUGCAUAGUGCCCGACACAAGGAGGUUCCUAAAGCGGGCCGACGCCAUCAUUAUAGACUGCCUGUUCACUGAUGAUGGACUGAUGGGAUGCCCGCGUAACGAUGACGCAGUGCAAGCUGUCACAGAGUUUCUGGGGCAACACAGGAAACCCAGUCACAGUUACAGUUACAGUCUGGUUCUGCUCUGCUCUGUUCUCCUCGUGUUAUUUGUGCAUACAUCAAACAUCUCAGAUGAAACAACUAUAACAAACAUGUCCAACAACACAAAUAGAACAAAAGUAUCACAGAGUGAUAAACUGUUUAUGUUAUUUUAUGUAAAAUACAAGACAAAACACAAAUGCAUUCUGGGUGUUUGGGGAAUGCCACAGUGUCGACCUCUGAGACCCAAGAUCACAAUGGAUCAGCUAAUCAACCGUGUCAAGACAGAACUUGAACUGAAAAUGCAGCAGGACAAAGAGGAAAGGAAGGAAGAAAUACGUUCUCUCAAGAAUGAGAAUCAGCAACUCAGAGACUUGCUGGAACAACAUAUAAAAGACUCUGUCUUGAAGACAGAACUGAAAAUGCAGCAGGAGAAAGAGGAAAGGAUGGAAGAAGUAAGUUCUCUCAAGAAAGAUGUCCAACAACUCAGAGACUUGCUGGAACAACAUAUAAAAGACUCUGUCUUGAAGACAGAACUGAAAAUGCAGCAGGAGAAAGAGGAAAGGAUGGAAGAAGUAAGUUCUCUCAAGAAAGAGGUCCAACAACUCAGAGACUUGCUGGAACAACAUAUAAAAGACCCUGUCUUGAAGACAGAACUGAAAAUGCAGCAGGAGAAAGAGGAAAGGAUGGAAGAAGUAAGUUCUCUCAAGAAAGAGGUCCAACAACUCAGAGACUUGCUGGAACAACAUAUAAAAGACCCUGUCUUGAAGACAGAACUGAAAAUGCAGCAGGAGAAAGAGGAAAGGAUGGAAGAAGUAAGUUCUCACAAGAAAGAAGUCCAACAAGACUGCCAAGCUAUCAAAAACUCAGAGCAGGGAGGGCCUGAAAAGGAGGAGGACAAAUCAGCACAUCCUGAAUCCUCACAAACUUCUGAGACGGGGGCUUUAAAUGAGAGAGCUGAAGAAGGGAAGAACGAUGAAACGGAGGCUAAACAAGAAGCAACCUCAUCAGGGGAAGGCCCUAUUGACUCCUCCAAUCACAAUAACAACAUCACUGCAAGCGACAGUAAGGAUACUGUUAUACACCUGUAAGGAGGUGUUAUACACCUGUAUGGAUGUGACUUUAUUGGGGAAGCUCUUAGCUGCCUUCAUCCUUUCUCAGCCACUUUAGUUAUUUGUUUUCAUUAGCAAUAAAAAGUGAAUAACUCAGAA
Messenger RNA from Clupea harengus (Atlantic herring), 3326 nucleotides. RefSeq names its product probable cyclin-dependent serine/threonine-protein kinase DDB_G0278487. The record is from RefSeq and is a predicted model, not a curated record. The transcript is spliced from 4 exons. Bases 1641 to 3206 code for a protein of 521 amino acids. Lineage: Eukaryota; Metazoa; Chordata; Actinopteri; Clupeiformes; Clupeidae.